This is a messenger RNA of Chelmon rostratus (copperband butterflyfish), 7779 nucleotides long. RefSeq names its product zinc finger, SWIM-type containing 5 (gene zswim5). The record is from RefSeq and is a predicted model, not a curated record. NCBI's taxonomy places the organism in Eukaryota, Metazoa, Chordata, Actinopteri, Chaetodontiformes, Chaetodontidae. Gene Ontology annotation, cellular component: Cul2-RING ubiquitin ligase complex. The coding region runs from base 46 to 3525 and encodes 1159 amino acids. The transcript is spliced from 16 exons.
CGGUGUCCGCACACCGUCCGCCUCGUCAGUGUUGAUCGGCUCGCCAUGGCGGAAGGACGUAGAGAACAGCCCCAUCCUCUCCUCUCCUUACCACCGGCCAGCAAGCGACCCUGCCUGCGCCCCGCUCCCCGAGGUCCUGGCCCAGGGCCCGGCCACGGCAGCGGCUUGACCAGCUCCCGGUACCGCUCCCCGGAGUCCCUUCUGGACUGCGCCGCGAAGGCAGUAGCGGAAAAGUGGGCCUUCGAGAGAGUGGAGGAGCGCUUCGAGCGGAUCCCUGAGCCCGUCCAGCGCCGCAUCGUCUACUGGUCUUUUCCCCGCAACGAAAAGGAGAUAUGCAUGUACUCUUCGUUUCAGUGCCGAGUCGCUGGCGAGGAGGGACCGUCGGCGGCUACCGGUGGGGCUGGGGGCGCUGGGUCCGGAGCUACUACCGCCGGUGGCGGCGGAGGAUCUACCGCCGGUACGACGGCUACCGUGGGGGCAGCCGGAGUCGUGGGAACGGGAGACGGACUGCCUUUCCGCCGGGGUAUCAGGCUGCUAGAGACCGGCUGUGUGGAAAACGUUUUACAAGUCGGGUUUCACCUCAGUGGCACAGUAACCGAACCCGCCACUUCAUCAGAGCCAGAGGUCACCCACAAGGUGGCCAUCAGCUUCGACCGAUGCAAGAUCACCUCCGUCACCUGUGGCUGCGGCAACAGAGACAUUUUCUAUUGCGCCCACGUGGUGGCGCUCUCUCUUUACCGGAUUCGCAAACCCGAACAGGUGAAGUUGCGGUUGCCCAUCUCAGAGACAUUGUUCCAGAUGAACAGAGACCAGCUGCAGAAGCUGGUCCAGUAUCUGAUCACAGCCCACCACACUGAGGUGCUGCCCACCGCUCAGAAACUGGCUGACGAGAUCCUCUCCUCCAACUCUGAGAUCAACCAGGUCCAUGGUGCUCCGGACCCGACCGCAGGCGCCAGCAUUGACGAUGACAACUGCUGGCACCUGGACGAGGAUCAAGUCAGGGAGCAGGUCAAACAGUUUCUGUCACAGGGAGGGUACUACGGCUCUGGGAAGCAACUCAACUCCAUGUUCGCUAAGGUGAGGGAGAUGCUACGAAUGCGAGACUCCAACGGCGCCCGAAUGCUGACGCUCAUCACAGAGCAGUUUAUGGCAGACCCCCGGCUGUCGCUAUGGAGACAGCAGGGCACGGGCAUGACGGACAAGUGCCGGCAGCUCUGGGAUGAGUUAGGUGCGUUGUGGGUGUGCGUGGUGUUAAACCCCCACUGUAAGAGCGAGGAGAAGAGCAGCUGGCUGAAGCAGCUGAAGAAAUGGGGCGACAUGGAUGUCUGCCCGCUGGAGGACGGCAACUAUGGCAGCGAGCUUCCGAACAUCACCAACGCCCUGCCGCAGAGCAACCUGGCACAGGACUCUCUGUCCAGGCCGAGGAGGACGGUGUUCAGCCGGGCAGUGGAGGCCUGCGACCUCCACUGGCAGGACAGCCACCUCCAGAGGAUCAUCAGCAGCGACCACUACAUGUCUCCAUCCUACCAGAGAGAGGGGGAGAGCCUGCUGUUCAACCCACAGGGCCUGCCGCUCUGGCUAGACCACGUCCCGACGGCAUGCGCCCGUGUCGACGCCCUGCGUUCCCACGGCUACUCCAGGGAAGCACUGCGAUUGGCUGUUGCUAUCAUCAACACACUCCGCCUCCAACAGCAGAGACAGAUGGACAUCUACAAACACCAAAAGAAAGAGCUUCUCCAGAGGGGCGUGACCUCCACCACCAACCUGGAAGGCUGGGUGGGCCAUCCCUUAGACCCGAUUGGCUGUCUGUUCACCACGCUAACGGAAACCUGCCGUGUGGACGACGACAACACCAUGGACACCGGAGAAGGUGACCCCAGGCCUCCAGUCUACCACCAUGUUCCAGUGUGGGGCAGUCCUGAUGGAGGGGAGUCUUACCUGACUUUGGCCUUAGAGGUGGCUCUGAUGGGCAUGGGCCAGCAGAGGAUAAUGCCUGAGGGCUUAUACGCUCAGGAUAAGGUGUGUCGUAACGAGGAGCAGAUUGUCGCGAAACUUCAGGAACUGGAGCUGGAUGAUCUCCUGGUUCAGACUCUUCGGAAACAGGCCAUUCAGCUACUAGAAGCUGGUCCGUUCAGCGGUCUCGGUGAGGUCAUCCACAGGGAGAGUGUUCCCAUGCACACCUUUGCCAAGUACCUCUUCUCUGCCUUGCUGCCACAUGAUGCAGACCUGGCGUAUAAGGUGGCUCUCCGCGCCAUGAGGCUGCCGGUGCUGGAGUCCUCCGCAGGCUCCGGGGACGUGGGCCACCCUCAUCAUGGCAUCUCCAUCGUUCCCAGCAGAUACCCGCGCUGGUUCACGCUGGGCCACCUGGAGUCACAGCAGUGUGAGCUGGCCUCCACCAUGCUCACUGCAGCUAAAGGUGACAUGCUGAGGUUGCGGACGGUGCUGGAGGCCAUCCAGAAAAACAUCCACUCCUCUUCUUUAAUCUUCAAACUGGCCCAGGACGCCUUUAAGAUAGCUACACCCGCAGACAGCCCGCCUGAUAUAACGCUGCUCAACGUGGCACUGGAGCUAGGACUACAGGUGAUGAGGAUGACUCUGUCCACACUGAACUGGAGGAGGAGAGAGAUGGUUCGCUGGCUGGUCACAUGCGCCACUGAAGUCGGUCUGCGGGCGCUGGUGAGCAUCUUACAGAGCUGGUACACUCUCUUCACACCGACCGAGGCCACGAGCAUCGUGGCGGCCACGGUCAUGUCCCACAACACCAUCCUGCGCCUCAGCCUCGACUACCCCCAGCGCGAGGAGCUGGCCAGCUGUGCCAGGACCCUUGCCCUGCAGUGCGCCAUGAAGGACCCCCAGAACUGCGCCCUGUCCGCGCUGACGCUCUGCGAGAAGGACCACAUCGCCUUCGAGACGGCCUACCAGAUCGUGAUCGACGCGGCGUCCACGGGUAUGACUUACUCCCAGCUGUUUACCAUCGCACGGUACAUGGAACACAGAGGAUACCCGCUGCGCUCCUUCAAGUUGGCCUCCCUCGCCAUGACCCACCUUAACCUGGCGUACAACCAGGACACACACCCAGCUAUUAACGACGUGCUCUGGGCCUGCGCACUCAGCCACUCGCUGGGUAAAAACGAGCUCGCGGCCAUCAUCCCCCUGGUGGUGAAGAGCGUGCACUGCGCCACGGUGUUGUCUGACAUCCUGCGGCGGUGCACCAUGACGGCGCCGGGUCUCGCCGGCAUUCCCGGGAGAAGGAACUCUGGGAAGCUGAUGUCAACGGACAAGGCGCCGCUGCGGCAGCUCCUGGACGCCACAAUCUCGGCGUACAUCAACACCACGCACUCUCGACUGACGCACAUCAGUCCGCGGCACUACGGAGAGUUCAUAGAGUUCCUGAGCAAAGCGCGGGAUACUUUCCUGCUGGCACAGGACGGCCACAUUCAGUUCGCCCAGUUCAUAGACAACCUGAAACAGAUCUACAAGGGCAAGAAGAAACUGAUGAUGCUGGUCAGGGAGCGCUUCGGCUGACCUUACCCCUCCCUCGCUGGGACCCUCUUCUUGGGAAGUAGUUCAACUUAUUUGUUUCUAUUUUUUGGAUUCCCUGUAUUUUUACGUCUUAUGUUGAGCCAUUUGUUGACUAAGUCUUAAGUUUUUGUCCUGUUUUGUUGUUUUGUUUCUUGAAUGUGAACCAGGAAGUGUUCGCAGUGCAUUGCUCUACUUCAUUGAGACUGCAAAAAGGGGGAAACGGCUUGAAAUGUCAAAGAAACAACAGCAAAAACAUGCAUUUUUCUCUGCUAGUAUGAAAAAGUCAAACGAUUGUGAUAGAAAAACACAUACAAAAAGCAACUUUUGUUUUUCAGUGGCACACGACGAUUUAAAAACCAAAAGCUUUUGUUGGAUGGGGUACUUACUUUGAGCCAGAGGACACUUAAGCUGCGGGUAACGAGCAGAAGAGGAAGUGGUUUUCAAAGUGGAAGGAACAUGUCAUUCCAAAAGGAGAAAAAAAAACCCACUGAGGUCGAAAACACACAUAGUGUUACUGUCAUACCUCGACUGUAUUAUUUGUCAGCUUUAACUUCUCUAUCAGAAAUGGCCUCAGGGCAUCUUAGAGGGCGGAACACAAGAGCUGCACGUGUGGUCUCUCUGUAGAAGAAGUCAGUACCAACAGGUUGAAAACUUGACUAAAGCCACUCCAGACUAGCUCCGACCCUCCACACCUGCUGGCCAGUGCUCGUCCUUCAGAAUAUCCUCAGAGGAAGACCCAUGUUGCUUCAGAGUGCAUGUUUUCAGAUCCACAAGCCUGAGAGUGACAUUAUUCAGGCUGUUCUUGCUAAGGUAGAGUAGUUGAGGCUCCACGUGCACAUAUACUAUAUACAGUCUAUCUCGUUUGUCCUCCUAUAAGCUUAUUAACAGCGACAAUACACAACUGUGAUGAAUGGAGUGGUCAUCUCCAGAGAUCCCACUGCACUGCUGUACAGCUAUUUGUGGCCAAAACCAUUUAAAUCUAUCAGACUCCAGUGGUCACCUUUCACUCGCUAGAUCAAGAUUUCGUCAAUAAGCAAUAUAAGUCAAGUCUGGGCUUCAUUUUUGUCACCGAGCAGCAUUAAUCUCACCUUCUUGUAUUCUGUUGGGAAGCUUUGGAGCAUAUUGGCAUAGCUGAAGUCCCUUUUCCAUCUCAAGAACCGUCGCCAGAACUCAGGAACUUGUUGUCUCUUUGCGUCCCAGAACUUUUUCAUGAACCCAGAGAAUUAACAAGUUUAAGAGCAUGAAUCAGAUUCGAAUGCUUCUUCUGUCAGUCAAAGUUACUACCCCUAAGCCCUGGCAGACUAGAUAGUACUUCUUACCAUUGCUACGAGGUCUUGGGGCGAGCUGUGCAUUGCUUGCCGUUGCUGAUUAGUCAAACAAGCACUAUUUAGUAUAAUAUCCACAAUUAUCUAACAUCACAAUAGCAGCAAGAGGUAAUAAGUGCUUAACAAUCUAGGGCUGAUAACAAGGUAGAGCCUCUCCAUUCUGUAUCCUAUCGGAUGAAGAGUUUUAGGUAUGUCUGGCAUUGAAAAAUUCUGUGUUUUAAUUCAUAGUCAAGCCAGGCUUGUAACACCGCUGAUCCCUGCUGCUCAAUGUACCGCAUUGAUGAAGUCCGGCUGCGCUCCUCAUCCUGUCCAACCUCAGCAGGUACAGACCAGGUUAGCAGCGAGCAGGUGAACUUAGCUGCUAAAGAGUCAGUCAUCUGCCAGAUGUGUAAACUAACCACCUGUAUGUCGAUGUUGUGUUCUUAGCUUGUUGCACCGCCCCCAAGUUUCCAAACAGCUGCUUUACUGAGUCGUUCCUCCAGUUCCUCCACGGUCUUGUGAUGGAAAAGGGUCCCUAGUUACGAGAGCGACUUACCUGUGAAUGCUACCGGUCGUGAUCGUCGUGGACUGUGAAGACGAGCGGCCUUGUCUUUGCUCGAAGCGUUGCACAUACACAGCGCAAACAAACAAAAUCCAGUAUGUUUUAUGACUUGACGACUUAAUCGUACAUUUUGGAGACCACAUGCCUUGGCGCAGGAAUUCAUUGCUCGCGCUCCCCUGUCUCACCCAGUGGCAAAGUGUUGUUGUUAACGGCAGUAUACAGUACAGCAAGAGCCCGAAUCUUUACUGGACGGACUGAACGUCAUCGUACAAGCACUUCACACAAAUACCUCUUCAGUACGUUCCUGCCUGCUUCAGCAUUUAUUUAUUGAUUGUUCGGUAACUUUGUAUGACUGAGGAGGAAUCGCAGACACACAAACACACAAACAGAACACAGCGAAUGAGUCAGCCUGUCGAUGGCAGGACAAUGAAAGGAAAGGGUUUUUGAAUGGGGGAGCAUUUUCUUGUCUGCUUUUACAUUCCACGAGAGCUACCUUCACCCACUACCCGGGUAGUCAGUCGCAACUCUGGGCCUUUUUGAUCUGAAGAAACGCAGAAAGAAGAAUGAAAAAAAAGAGAAAAAAAAAGGAAAACUGAGCAAAGGAAAGAAAAGAGAGGCUAAACUCAGUUCUCAGGGACAUCACUUAAAGAAACAAAACAAAAAGUAGUAGCAUUAAGCAUUUAAGAUAUUGUAAAUAUUAAAGUGUCAAUUCAGAAAAUUGUAAAGUUAUAAUUAUUUAUGAUAAGUAUGUUCUGUGUUUUUUUUCUUUAUGUUUUUUGGAGGAGGUGUACUUGAACUGUUUUGGACGGGGAAUUUGACAGCGUUUUUUGUAAGAGAUAAGACUUCAAGGCAUUUCUCAGGUGCUCCUGUGUACAUUUCUUUCUGUUUGUUUUUGCUAUAAUAACUAUUAUUAUUUGUAUUUUUUUUUUUUAUUAUUAUUUGCAAAGAAAAAAAAAUCUGUGUUCCAAAAGGAAGCAUGUCAUUCGGAGUUGAGGGGAAUGAGGAAGGCAUUCAUUUGUAAACAGAUACGUACUAAACCUUGACUAUGCAGAACCACUUCGAUGGUCUUGUCUCCUCUUAAAGACGCCCCUGAAAAAGUGUGAAAGAGACACAGUGGACUGAACCACUAUCAAGGGGGGGGGAGGGGGGGGACAAGACCUAGCAUGCUUGUAUUUGGACAGUGUGCCGUAGCCAGCCUGAAUACGCUGCAACAUUUAGAGGAGAAAAAAAAAUGAAAAUGGUGGGAAAUGCCUUUCUGACCGAUCAAUGUACAAAGUUUAUUUUUGCUUUACUUCUUUGUUGGUUUUAUUUAAUCAGGACUCAAGCCUUUAGUGUCUUCUCAGAGGCGUCGAGUCGUGUGGCAGCGCCGCAGCGAGACAGAACAAUACACAAAUGUCAGAGAGUCUGAAACAGCAAUUGUACGAACAAAGGAGACUGUGGAUGACCUUGUGUUCGAUCCACAUUGUGACUUGUUUUUUUUUAUUUUUUUUAUUUUUAUUGCGUUUUCAACUCCCCUCAGCCUACACGGCUGGCUGAGUUCACUUCUUCUGUCUCACAGCUUCUUUUCCUAAUCAGUUGUUCAUUGCCUCGCUCACAUGGGCAGGGUUUUGGUUUGAAGCGACGCAGCGAUGUGUCAGUGAGCAGCUUUCAGCGCAGCCACUUCCUCUGUCGUCCUACCUUACAGCGCUCGAGACAUCGGUGCACUGCAGCGGCCUCGUGUCUGCACAAAGUCAGCGUUUGACCAAAACUAGAUUUUCAUCCGUUGUCGCUGCAAGGUUUCCACAGAAUGGGGAUGACGAGAGGUGGGAUUCAUUUCUUGGCCGCUACGUGAGCUUGAUAAGGCUGUUUUCCUAAGUCACAGAUGAAAGGGGGAUAUUAUUUUACGCUCUCUUAGCUUGGAAGCUCCAGCCAGCUGCCUUUAUGUGAUGCAUUCACUGACAGCAUUACAACAAAGAAGUUCCUCCCUCAAACGUGAUCUCUGUUUUUCAGUCUGUGUUAACUGUAUCAGCCAGUUCCUGAGGUUUUCUUAUGUUCCCCUUUCUUUCUUUCUUUCUUUCUUUCUUUCAUAGGCGAGUACUAUUUGCUGGUAGAGAUCUAGUUCACCUUCUGUUUCCCAGUUUGUUUUGUUUUGGAUUCUCUCUAACUUAAGGGAAAAAAGUGUUUGUUGCCUCUUUGUGCUACUGAUUAUGAAAAGGUAUUUCCAGUAUUUGUUGCCACAGAAGUAUGAUAGCUUAUCAUCAACACUUGUUUUUUUUUUAUUUGUAAUUUUUUUGUGCAACUUCUUGAGCUACUGUCUAUAAAGCGAGAAUUUAUUACUAUUUAUGUAACGCUACUACCAUUUUAUAUUGAUUUGUGUUGGAAUCUCAGUGCUUUUCUAUGAAUAAAGUGUGA